AUGGCUGCGGAGCACUCGCCCCGCGGGGCGUCGCUAUGGCAGCGGCGGGCGCGCUGCCGGCCGGGCGGGCCCGGGCGGCGGCACCGGGCGCUGAGGGGGACCAGGGCGGUGGUGUGGCGGCGGGACCAUGCCCCUGGCUGCCUACUGCUUCCUCCGGGCCGUGGGGAAGGGCAGCUACGGGGAGGUGAGCCUGGUGCGGCACCGGCACGACAGCAAGCAGUAUGUCAUCAAAAAGUUAAACCUUAAAAAUGCUUCCAUCCGGGAGAGGAAAGCAGCAGAGCAAGAGGCACAGUUGUUAUCCCAGUUGAAGCACCCAAACAUAGUUGCCUACAGAGAGUCCUGGCAGGGGGAAGAUGGACUGUUAUAUAUUGUUAUGGGCUUCUGUGAAGGAGGAGAUCUGUACCACAAACUCAAGGAGCAGAAGGGCAAACUUUUGCCAGAGAGUCAGGUGGUGGAAUGGUUUGUCCAGAUUGCGAUGGCAUUGCAGUAUUUACAUGAACAGCACAUUCUGCACAGAGAUCUUAAAACUCAAAAUAUUUUUCUGACACGAACAAAUAUAAUCAAAGUGGGUGACCUGGGAAUAGCCAGAGUGCUGGAAAACCAAUAUGACAUGGCCAGCACUCUCAUAGGCACACCGUACUACAUGAGCCCUGAACUCUUUUCUAACAAGCCCUACAAUUGCAAGUCUGACGUUUGGGCAUUAGGCUGCUGCGUUUAUGAAAUGGCUACACUGAAACAUGCCUUUAAUGCUAAAGACAUGAACUCUUUGGCUUAUCGAAUUAUUGAAGGAAAGCUACCACCCAUGCCAAAGGAUUACAGCCCACAUUUGGUAGAAAUCAUACGAACCAUGCUCAGUAAAAAGCCUGAAGAAAGGCCUAGUGUGAAAAGCAUACUAAGACACCCAUAUAUCAAGCACCAAAUUUCUUUGUUUUUGGAAGCCACGAAGGCGAAAGCAGCCAAAAGUCAUAAGAAAACAGCAGAUUCUAAACUUAAAGAUCCUUGUUCUGUGGUCUCAGUAAAGAAAGAAACUUGUAACAGGAAUGUGACACCCGAAAACCACUCCUUUGAGCAAGCCAAGAAAUACAAAGUUAAUGAAGAAGACUGCAUCAUCAAAUAUAAAGCCACUAAAUCUUGUGCCCCAGAGAAAUCACCUGUUGAGUUGAAAACAAAACCAAGCAGUAAUGAUUCAAACAGCCUGGGAGAGUCUUUAGCUACAAUCAGUGAAGUGAAUAUUGAUAUCUUAACAUCUGAAAAGGGGACCUAUGAAAUUGAGAAGUGCGGCAGUGAUCAUAUUCCUGAGAAUAAUAAAGCAAAAUGUGUAAAUGUUCCAGGGAAUUCUAAAAUAAUAUCUAGUAGUCCACCAGUUAAGACUGAUGGACUACAGAAAAAAACAAAGCAAGCUUUUAAAGCAGAAAGUGCUGUGCCUAAGCUGUCGUCUCUUGCUGCUGUAGAAGAUGAUGAUACUCUGAGACUCCUGCAGCCCAUAUCAGAAGACCAAAAGCAAACUGACCUGAGUUUGGAUUCUACUGAAAAACUACUAGCACCAUUUGUUCCUGUUGUAAUUCAGGAUGAUGUCUGUCAUGGAGCUUCAGGAGAUGCUCAGGAAAAAAUUACUUCUCAGUUACAGCCUCAUAGUUCUGCUCAUGAACCCUCUCUCUCACGGCAGCGACGGCAGAAGAAAAGAGAGCUAGCUGAAGUCUGUUCAGAAAAGUUCAGAGCAGCUGCUCAUCAGCCUUCACCUUUUCCGUCCAAUGUGAAUGCAAAGACAGUACAGAGAUGUGCAGAGGAGUAUUGUGCUGAAGUCUCUGAAUCUGUAAACAGCACCAAAAACAGUCAAGUUGCCAUUUCAAAGGAGCGGCCCUUGUCAGCAAGAGAACGAAGGCGGCUAAAACAGUCUCGGGAAGAGAUGUUUCCCUCUGUGAUUCCAGCAAGACGAACAGCAAAUAGUGCAGUAGUUGAAGGAAAAUCACAAACGGAAAAUCAUGUUAAAGUUGCUCAGUCCUCAUCAGAUCCCAGUAUUUCUCAGAAAAACAGAGUGGCCCAUUGCCUUUCUGAUGAGGAGUUAAGCUCUUCCACAAGCUCUACAGAUAAGUCUGAUGGAGAUUCCAAGGAAAAAAAAAGCAGUAUGAAUGAAGUGAAUGACUUGGUGCAGCUAAUGACUUGGACACUGAAAAUGGACUCUAAGGAGAAUUCUGAACACUGUGUAGCCUCGACUCCGGCCCCAGAAUUUAAACUUCAUAGAAAAUACCGAGACACUUUGAAUUUGCAUGGAAAAUCACCUGAUGAAUCAGAGGAAUUCAAAUUUCAAGAGAUUCCUUCAGAUGUUUUAUCAGGUCCUGAGAAGAUUAGGAGAUUGGUUGAAAUCCUGAGAUCUGAUGUGGUGCAAGGACUGGGAGUGAAACUUCUUGAGAAGGUGUACUGCAUUAUGGAAGAAGAUGAUGAAGUCAAAAGAGAGCUGCAGCUGCGGGAGCAUAUGGGAGACAAGUACGCAAGUUACAGUGCGAAGGCACGCCAUCUGAAAUUUCUUGAAGAAAAUGUGAAGUUCUAAUUGGAACCUUUUCCUUGGUAGUAAAGAGGACAGAUUUCUAUCUUGUUGGAUAGAUUGGACCAGCUUAAAAAGCAUAUUUAUCCAUUGACCUCCUCUGCUGGAUGAACUUUCAAAAAACGUUAUAGUUUGUAGUAGUAUUUUUCAUGUUAAAGUGAAAACCAGGCUCUCACUUUUUCAGAAGAGAAACUGUUUAAUUUUUAUUCCCUUAAUGAAACAUUAAUUUUUAAUAGAUGCAAAGAGAUGGAUACCAAGCUUUGUAUAAAAAGGAGCGUCAAAAAACACGAUGGUUUAGUUUGAAUUUAUCAUGACAAAAGGUUUUUGUAUGGUGAUAUGCUAAAUAUGGUAAUAGAAGCUAUGUCAGGGCUAUGGCGUAGACUGAUUGAUGUAAUGCUUACCAUCUAACAGUUGUGGAGAGUUACCAGGGAGAAACAACUAUUAAUUUCCAUAGCACCAAAGAGCCCUGCGGGUUCUUUAAGUAAAUUGCCAAGUGCUGAAGGGAUGGUUGCAUUGCUUUUAAGCAGUAAGCACUGCCUUUGGUUUUGAGUUGUAUUGCUAAGGCAGCCCCAAUGUUGGUGGAGAGCAUUUGGUAACUGGAUAAAGUAUGUCUGAAAGGAACACAGCCGUGGUUACCAUGGUCCCUGCUUGGAGGAGUCCCUUUGCCUUACAAGUACUGAUUCCUUUUAGGAAUUAAAGUGCCCAAGACCAGGGCCACUCAGAGUGAUAGGUAUCUUAGCUUUACUCUUUCCAUGCACCUGGACUGUGUUGCUACACAAUACCUGGGCAUUGUCAAGUGAGAUCACUGUUGAAAAAACUCAUGUCUUUUUUAAAGGAUUAAAAGGAUAAAGGGAACUGAAUUUGUAAAACAAAGCUUCAGUCUCCCUUGUGGGUGGUGGCACUUACAAUAUUUAAGCAGGUCGUGGACUAUAUCACAGUAAGUUACAAUAUUUAGGCAGGUCGUGGAAAUAAGUCAUAGUGGUCAAAAGGUGCAACAGCUAUGGAUCCCGCUGCCUAAUACUUAACUAGAUGAUGAAGUUAUGUGGUUUCAAGAGUGGUUGUAUUAUGUAGAGUAAAGCUGUUACUUUCUCCUCCCACAUAAAUUUAUUUUACACAGAAAAUGUCACCCUGUGCUAUCCUAUCCUGCAAAAGUUUCCAGUUCUUAGGAUUUUUCAAAACUCUGGUGGGUACUGGUUUACAGGACUUGUUUCAACCUGGCACUACUGACAGCUUCUUUUACAAGUGGUUAGAAAUACUUUUACAGAAGUGUAGCUGCAUAUUGUCUUCCAGCUUAUGGCAAUAGCUUAACUAUACUUUGAUUCAAGGGCAGUCUUCCUUUUCAGUAAAAUACUUGAGUGAGUUGAGAACUCGCAGAGCCUCAAGUUUAUCACCCCACACCCACCUUCAUACUCUGAACUGAUCUUAUGUACUCAUGACAAUGUACAAAAUAGUACAGAGAAAAAAAACAACAACCACUGAGCCAAGCAGCAUCUCCUAGAGAAAAUGUAUUAAAACUUAAGAAAGCUACAAUGUAACAUCAUGAAGAACCGUAUUCUUUAGCUUUUAGCGUCUUUUUGGCUUUCUGUCUGCUGGCUUCUUAUCAUCUGUUCCCGACUCCUGGACAGGUAACCACUUCAGAGGAUUGCGGCGGUACAUAGGCCAUGGCGGGAGUGUUAGCUUAAGAAAAGGAAUGACAUGAAGAUGUGUAAAUCAAGAUGCUAGAGAAGUGUUUUGUACAGCUGCUACCCAGAAAACUGUGUUGUCCUUUCUGGUAAAAAUAGUAUCAGCUUGUCCUAGUUUUGGCUAGUAGCCAAAAGUCCUAGUAGCUGGCAUGGUGCUGUGUUUGGGGUUUGGGAUGAGAAUAAUGUUGAUAUCACACUGAUGUGUUAGUUGUUGCAGAGCAGCGAUUACACUAAGCCAGGGACUCUGCAGCUUUUCGCUCUGUCCUGCCAGCGGGCAGGCUGGGGGUGCAGUGGGAGCUCGGAAGGGACAGACCCAGAACAGCUGACCCAAACUGGCCUAAGGGGGUAUUCCAUCCCAUCUGUCACGCUGAACAAUAUAUAGGGGUUGCUGGCCGGGGUGGGGAGGUCCGGCUGCUGGGCAUCGGUCAGCAGGUGGUGAGCAAUUGCAUCGUGCAUCACUUGUUUUGUACAUAUUAGGAGCAGCAGUAUUAUCAUUAUUAUUAUUUUCUGUUCUGUCCUAAUAAACUGUCUUUAUCUCAA
This is a messenger RNA of Anas platyrhynchos (mallard), 4764 nucleotides long. It is a transcript of the gene NEK4, whose product is annotated as NIMA related kinase 4. Gene Ontology annotation, biological process: protein phosphorylation. The record is from RefSeq and is a predicted model, not a curated record. Gene Ontology annotation, molecular function: protein kinase activity; ATP binding. Lineage: Eukaryota; Metazoa; Chordata; Aves; Anseriformes; Anatidae.